CACACCAUCACCACCACCAUCAUCGUCUUCUCUCUCUCUUCCCCGUUACUUUAUUUUCUUCCCCGUUUCGCUCUCCGUCAAAGUCUUCUCUCUUUGCCAUUUUCUCCACUGUUAUUUCCCGCUUUACCCUUUUACCCAUCUUUCCUGAGAGUCACGACGGCCACGAACAAAGAGAAAAGAUAAAACUAGGCGAUUUCACCAUCGGAGACACGCUCCUUGGUUCGCUUUUGUGCGCGGCAAAUGGCGACGGCGACACCUGAACGAAUCGAAUUAGCCAAGCACUGCAGUUCACGGAACUGGUCCAAAGCGAUCCGAGUUCUUGAUUCGCUCCUUGCUAAGCAGUGCUCCAUUUUGGACAUAUGCAAUAGAGCUUUUUGUUAUAAUCAAUUGGAGCUUCACAAGCACGUGAUAAAAGACUGUGACAAGGCACUCCAGCUUGAACCUUGUGUCAUUCAAGCUUAUAUACUCAAAGGACGCGCUCUUUUGGCUCUAGGGAGAAAACAGGACGCCAGUUUUGUUUUGGAGCAAGGAUUUAAAAAUGCUUUGCAGCAGACAGCAGACGUGAAGCAGCUACUUGAAUUAGAAGAACUCCUGAAAGAUGCAAGACGAGCAAUUCAUGGCACUGUCGAACAUCAUGAUACUGAGUCCCGGCAAGAGACCCCUGCCUCGUCUCUAGGAUCACGUGCUAGUGAGAAGUCUGAUGAAAAAAUUGACAAGCCGGAUGAUACGGUUUUUGGGACAAGUGAUAAUAUAUCAAGCGUGGCAGUUUCUGAAUCAGGAGCAUGCAGCAAUGGAAACACCGUCGAGUCAUCCAGGCAAUUGGGUGAGCAAUCAAAGAUAAAUUGUCUUUCAAAGGAUGCAUCCAAGGCAAGCAAGAAAUCUGGUGGUAGUUUCGACUUACGUAAUGGAUUAGCGUACAAGGAAAAAGAGAAUGUAAAGUCUGGCAGCCAAACCAAUGGUUCUUACAAAUCAUGUAAACCAUGUAAUGGUUCUGAUCCGCAUGAUAAUUUAUCUGAAAGUUCUGAUCGGUUUGGGGGUCUGUCGAUUAUUGGAAACACGUUAAGUAGUAAGCCCGGAUCUAUUAGUAAACUGAGCCUUAAAGCUGAGGCACGUAGUGGAGUUGGCGAUGAAAGCAAGAUAAAUAAGAAGUACACCAUAGCGAGAAUAUCAGAAACCCAUUCUAUAAGUGUGGAUUUUCGACUUUCUAGAGGCAUUGCACAGGUGAACGAAGGAAACUACAUGAAAGCUAUAUCUAUUUUUGAUAAGGUGCUGAAAGAAGAACCGACUUACCCUGAGGCACUUAUAGGAAGAGGGACAGCUUAUGCAUUCCAACGAGAGCUUGAAAAUGCUAUAGCUGAUUUUACUAAGGCUAUUCAAUCUAACCCAGCAGCAGGUGAGGCUUGGAAACGGAGAGGACAGGCUCGUGCUGCUCUUGGGGAAUUUGCAGAGGCGGUUGAAGAUUUGACUAAAGCACUGGUUUUUGAGCAAAACUCACCUGAUAUAUUGCACGAAAGGGGUAUUAUUAAUUUUAGAUCUAAGGACUUCACUGCUGCUGUAAAUGACCUCUCUAUAUGUCUGAAGCAAGAGAAAGAUAACAAGUCCGCAUUUACAUAUUUGGGACUAGCUUUUGCUUCUCUUGGUGAAUAUAUAAAAGCUGAAGAGGCGCAUUUGAAGUCCAUCCAGCUGGAUAAUAAUUAUCUUGAAGCAUGGCUACAUCUCGCCCAGUUCUAUCAAGAGUUGGCCGACCAUAGCAAAGCUUUGGAAUGCAUUGAGCAGGUUCUACAAGUCGACAACAGGGUUUGGAAGGCCUAUCACUUGCGUGGAUUAGUGUUCCAUGGAUUAGGUGAACACAGGAAGGCUAUCCAAGAAUUAUCUGUUGGCUUGAGCAUUGAGAACUCAAUAGAGUGCUUGUACCUACGAGGUUCCUGCUAUCAUGCUAUAGGAGAGUAUAAAGAUGCGGUGAAGGACUACGAUGCUACAGUGGAUGUGGAACUUGAUGCAGUGGAAAAAUUUGUUCUUCAAUGCUUGGCAUUCUAUCAGAAAGAGAUUGCCUUGUACACGGCUUCCAAAGUUAGUAGUGAGUUUUUCUGCUUUGAUAUUGAUGGUGACAUAGAUCCAAUGUUCAAGGAGUACUGGUGCAAAAGAUUACACCCAAAAGAUGUAUGUGAAAAGGUUUACAGACAACCUCCCCUGCGUGAAUCCCUCAAGAAGGGUAAACUGAAAAAGCAAGAUCUUGCAAUCACUAAACAGAAGGCGCAUCUUCUUCGUUUCGCUGAUUUCAUUGGCAAGAAAAUCCAAUAUGAUUGUCCCGGAUUCUUACCGAAUAGACGUCAGCAUCGUAUGGCAGGAUUGGCUGUGAUAGAGAUUGCUCAAAAGGUUUCAAAAGCUUGGCGCAUAGAGUGGAGAAAUUUAAACAAAGGCACGGCAAAAAGUGGGAAAAAAAACCGUAGGAGAGAGAGAAUCAACAUGCUUAGCCAGAAUAGAGGUGGUGCUGGGUGUAGUACUAGCAGUUCCAGUGAAACUUCAACUGGAUAUGCCUCACUAGAAGAUCGAUCAUCUGGCCGCUCUAUGUUGUCUUGGCAAGAAGUUUAUUCGUCUGCUGUCAGAUGGAGACAAAUUUCAGAGCCUUGUGACCCAGUUGUGUGGGUUAACAACUAAGGUGAAGAGUUUAAUUCUGGGUUUGGUUCUCAUACGCCGAUGGUACUCGGACAAGCUAAAGUAGUGCGCUACUUCCCAAAUUAUGAAAGAACCCUGAAUCUUGCAAAGACCAUCAUCAAGGAUAAACUCUCUGUACGCAGCAAGGCAGAUAAAGUUAUUGAUCUAUCUAAAGAUGAGAAGAUAGAAAAAAUUAUGCGUGCUGAAACGUGUGAAGAGCUACACAAAAUUGUUGGUGAGGACUUCUGGGUGGCUACUUGGUGCGACAGUAACGCAUUCGAAGGGAAACGCCUUGAAGGAACUAGAAUCACCUGCAUUCAAAAACCGGGAAGGCUUGGGUACGAUUUCGCAAUUCGAACUCCAUGCACACCUGCGAGGUGGAGUGAUUUUGAUGAAGAAAUGACCUCAGCUUGGGAGGCUUUAUGCAACGCCUAUUGUGGAGAGAGUUACGGUUCUACGGAACUCGAAGCUCUAGAAACCGUUAGAGACGCUAUCUUACGCAUGACAUAUUACUGGUACAAUUUUAUGCCAUUAGCUCGAGGAACCGCGGUAACGGGAUUUGUAGUGUUACUAGGACUUCUGCUAGCUGCGAACAUGGAGUUCACUGAGAAUAUCCCAAAAGGGCUACAGGUCGAUUGGGAGGCUAUACUUAACGUUGAACCGGGUUCCUUUGUUGGUUCGGUUAAGUCUUGGUUAUACCCAUCCCUGAAAAUCAACACGUCGUGGAGAGAUCACCCGGAUAUUUCCUCGGCUUUUUCAACAACCGGAUCGGUUGUCGCCGCACUUAGCACUUACAACGAUAAUUGAGUUGAAGAAAGCUAACCAACCAUGAGCAGUAAGAUAACUUGUGUUUCAGUCAUAAAUCUUCGGCUUAUGAUUUGUUUCCUUUUAAAAACAAAAACAAAACAAAAAGAAAGCUUUGAUAGGGCCAUAUUUGUGUUUUUUUCUUGACAUUACUCAUGUUCUAUUUUAUUUUAUAGCUUUAAUAAUGUAUUUUAAUAUGAUCU
Molecule: messenger RNA, 3662 nt
Organism: Eutrema salsugineum
Lineage: Eukaryota; Viridiplantae; Streptophyta; Magnoliopsida; Brassicales; Brassicaceae
Product: suppressor of RPS4-RLD 1
Exons: 23
Biological process (GO): negative regulation of DNA-templated transcription
Molecular function (GO): protein binding
Source: RefSeq, a predicted model, not a curated record